Molecule: messenger RNA, 2863 nt
Organism: Glycine soja
Lineage: Eukaryota; Viridiplantae; Streptophyta; Magnoliopsida; Fabales; Fabaceae
Exons: 6
Coding region: 543-2735 (730 amino acids)
Source: RefSeq, a predicted model, not a curated record
UGAACUGAAUUUUUGGCUUCACCAACUCGAGUGUAGUGCCAGUUUCCACUUUCCAUUGAGUAUGUAACUGACACACUUAUGUUUCCUUGCACUCUGCAACAUGUGUACGACGAAAACCAUUUAUGUCUCAUUUAUUGCAAUCACAGUAUUUAAUCGUUCGCAAUAAUCAAAGGAACUGUAGUCCAACCUCUUCGGCUGAUGCAAACACUUUCGUUAUGUUAAUGUAUCCAUCAUACACGUGUGUUACUCCCAUGAGUCUCUAGCACCAUAGGAGUUGAUUCUUCUCGUGGAUGAAUCUUCUACAAACCUUCUUGCUUCCUCACUCGCAUAGUAACAUAACAUCUUUCAAUGUUUUCAUGAGUUUCUUUCUCAUCUGGGUUAUGUUGUUCUGCUGAUUCUGGCGUCUCUGUGCUUUAUACCACAUUGUUUUGGGAUUCAUGCUAAGAAAAAGGUAGUGGGACAAACAAAUAUUAUGUUUGUAUGCUGUAAAACUGUGAGAUUCAAAGGGGACUAGACCACCAUAAUAUCACCGGGACUCAGUCAUGUAUAGAUCAUUUCUGAGAUGUGAUGAUCCAAAAGGAGUAGUAGAAUGUGGGACAAUCAGGAAAUACAGGACUCGUUCUCACAAAGUGAAGGACAAGACAAGAAUCCAGAAGACGGGUGAAAACUUGGAGACAUCCUUGUCCUUGAUGAACAAAAGAUACAAAGAAGAGAAUAAGGUCCCAAAAGGAUGUGAUGGAAAUCUCAUUGAUCCAUCAUCUUAUAGAGAUAUUAUGUGUGAUGAAAAGUCUGAAGAUAUUGCAGAAGGUAUUGCAAAAGGAGCUCUUGGUCUGCAAGAUUCUCUAAUCAUGAUUCGCAAGUUGCAAGAAGAGGCUUCACCACAUUCAGCUUCUUUUAGGAUAAAACAGACUAUGAAACCUGAAAGAGACAGAAUUGAAGCAAAGAUGAUUGGUAGAACGCAGGCUAAUCCAUUUGGGGAACAAAGUAAUCCAAAGGGGUUUCAAAGACCACAGCCUUCAGCUGGUGGUUGUCUAAGUAAUUGCCAAGAGGAACUUAAGAAGGUGAUUAAGGAGAGUUUGGUUAGGCAAAAUAUGUUUCCAAAGACCUCUGAAAGAUUAAACUCUGGUUCAGAAACUUUCUCUACAAGCACAAGCCAAUAUUCUGCUGUCAGGACUAACAGCCUUUUUGAUCCUUCUUUCUCAGCAAUAGCUCCAAAGAUGGAAAGAGCACCUAGCCUAAUUUUCAAGCUGAUGGGUUUAGAAGAAGCCCCCUCAAAAUCAUUUCCAGCUGUUAAGCAGAAACAGUUGGAUAGAGAGCUAGAUAUGUCAAAGGUAAGAAAGAAUGACUCUAUAGCUGAGAAACAAAAGGCCCUGAGGGAAACUCUUGACACCACACAUUUCAAAGGAAUUUUGAAGGAGAGUUUUGUCAAAGAGCCCAAGCUUCAUGUGCAUCAUUUCAAUGAUACCAAUUCCAAGCAGUUUGGUGAUUUAUCUCACAUUGCACUUAUGAAACCUCAAUGUACUCUUUACGAGGAAUCAGUAAAAAGUACCUAUAUGUCAGUUCCUCCAAAAGGUUCCAGUUCCACAAACAUGGGAAAAGAAAUGGAAAAAGGUAUAUGCAAACGGGUGAACAAAGAGGAAGGACCUAAAUUUCUCAAAGAGGUUAUGAAACUUGAUGCAAAAGGAAUUAAUCCUGUUGAAGAAUCAUCAGGUAAGGUAAAGCUGUAUUGUCACAUUGGUCACACAUCACAGACAAAUGAAACAAUUGAUAAAAAAUGGAAGGUGCAGACCAUUAGUAGAAAACUGCUGGAAAAGGAUAUCUCACAACCUAUAAUUGCGGCAACAAGACCUCAAUAUCAACGAGGAAUCCCCUCCACAAAAUUGAGGAAGCUAAAAAGUGGGUCCAGAAUCGACAUGAAUGAGAUUUCUUACCUAAAGAGAACAGGUAGAAAGAAUCAGAUGAAGAACCAAAGCCCAAUUAUUGAGCCUGAACCAGCUAAACUAACUGUUGAACAAAUCAGGAAGGGAGAAAAGAAGAAAAUUUGCACUGAGAUUAGUGCACUAGAAGAUGAACUCCUGAUGGUGUGUGAAGCAGAUGCCCACAUAAAUAAGAUUGGAGAAAAAUACAAGCAGAGGAAGAGUUUUUCAGGCGAUGACAUUAUUAUGCUGCUCAAGUCUGAACAUGAAAAUAAUGCUAUCACUGCUUAUAGCAUUAAUGCUGAUAAAGAGGGGACUGAGCUGAAACAUUUUCUUUUAACCUGUCCAUCAUUCAUUGGACAUGCAAAGAAGCUCUUCAAUCUUGAAGUGGAUUGUCCCAACACCCUACAAAAGGAUGAAACUAUUUACAACAUGGCAAAUCUCAGGCUUUAUUUGGAUUGCGCGUAUGAACUCACUGAGCGUAAAAGCCUUCAAGAGUCACAAGUAGUUCGUUCUUUCUUGCUUGCUUGUGGAGGGAGCUCAAGAUUACACAUCUCCGUAGGCAGGUUGGCUGAAGAAAUAUGUAAUGGCAUUGAGAAUCUGAAAUUUUACAAAGAACACUCCGGGGAGGAAGUUUUUGCAGGCAAUGAUGUCUUUGCAAUGAUGGAGAAAGACAUGAAGUGCAAUGGAGAGAUAAAUGGUAUGUGGGAGAAGGGUUGGAGGAGAGGAUUUUCUGCAGAUGAGGCUGAACUAGUUGUCAAUAAAAUAGAGAUCCUGCUUAUGAGUGGAUUAAUUGAGGAGAUUAUUAUAAAUUUAUGAUUACAUCGCAUUUCAGUAUCUUCACCGGUUCAACUUGUAGAUAAUAAGGACUGACUAUACAACAGUUGAAUGUUAAAACAGUUGGCAUAGUUGCAUAGUUUUGGAAUGAAAAGUUAGUAAUCUAUGAA